AUGGCUAAUGUUUCUAUCCAAGAACUCUCAGAUGAACUGGAUAUUUUUGGAACAGAUAUUGACGAAGAAGAGCUGUUAAAACUGCAGUCACUUUGCAGUUCUUACUGUGUUGAUGCCAACAGCAUGGUCAACCAAUGGAUGGCUUUCUCUACUUCCAGAAGAAUGGAAUUAAACAUGGAAAACCUUCAUAUUUUUGACAGAGAGUGGCUGCCCAAAAAGCUCCAAGCCUCUCAGGCCAAGACUCCACAACCGAAGCGAGUAAAAGUGUUUGACAAGGACACUAUUGACAUACUUCUGGAAGAUCAAAUAGAAGUUCUUGGAUCUUACGCAACACCAGACGCAAAGAGCCAAAUUGCUAAACGACAGCUUACCCCAGAAAAUUUGAACAAUUCUAAGAGGUUUAUUGGAGCCACAAGAAGUCCAUUGAUAAAUGCUGCGUUCUCUCCAGUAGUCGCUUCUCCUACAAGUUUGACGCCAUCAGCCAAGUUUUCAUCCAGGGGUAAUGCAGGUGACAUUGUGGUGAAAUUUGGCAACACUAAUGGAAUAUCCUGGCAAGGGGAGGGUCUUGGUUGUAAGGUCACACACUUUGAUCCAAAAACUGUGCUGACAUUCCAGACAAAAUAUAUGUUUCAGAAAAUGUCAGAGAAGGCAUAUGUGCUUAAUGAAGCCAUACAAGAGAUGUCAGCCGUGCUACAGAAUGCUCAUGGUCUGGAGGAAUUUUCUCAUGUAGCUCUGCCGUCACAGGAAUCAGUGACAGUUGCUGGCCGUAUAUGUUGUGAUAGCGUUGGGAAAAUCAACAGUCAGUCGGUGCAGCUGGAGGGGUCAAGGGAGACUUCAGCGGGAAAGUGUAUUAGUUUUGACCUUACAGAUUUAAACAACUAUAGCCUUUUUCCUGGCCAGAUAAUAGCCUGUGAAGGAGUCAAUAUAACAGGAAAGACAUUUGCAGUGAAGAAUAUUUAUCCAUCUGUUCCCUUGCCUUUUCCAGAAGUUGCAGACGAGCAGGAGAAUGUUGGUUUGCUGAGACUGAUUGUAGCUUGUGGUCCGUACUCCCCGAGCGACUGUCUGGAUUACUCUCCCUUAUGUGAUCUGGUGAAAUACAUCAGUAGAGACAAACCAGACUUGUGCAUUCUGAUGGGUCCUUUUGUGGAUGCAAAAAACACAGUAAUUAAUGGCGGUGAUAUAGAAGAGUCCUAUGAGGAGCUGUUCAUCAAACAGAUGAAUGAGAUUGGCAAGGCCACACAGCACCUGGGCUGUAAAGUGGUCAUCGUAUCAUCCAGCAGAGAUGCACACGUCUGCCACAGCGUGUACCCACAGCCACCUUUCCACAUACCCAGUCAUAACUCAGAUGGUUCAGAG
Messenger RNA from Candidula unifasciata, 1356 nucleotides. The record is from the annotation of a GenBank genome assembly. Lineage: Eukaryota; Metazoa; Mollusca; Gastropoda; Stylommatophora; Geomitridae.